This is a messenger RNA of Penicillium olsonii, 420 nucleotides long. The record is from the annotation of a GenBank genome assembly. Lineage: Eukaryota; Fungi; Ascomycota; Eurotiomycetes; Eurotiales; Aspergillaceae.
AUGCACUUCACUAAGACCCUCGCCUCCGUGGCCGCACUCUCUAUGACCGCCUACGCUGCCGUUCCUGUCGCCAGCGUCCAGCUCCAGUCCUGGGAGCAGUGUGACGUUGGCCACCCUGCCCUGGGUGAACCCAAGUUCAGCGCUGAUGUUGCUGUCACUCCACUCACUUGCGACAAGACCACCCUGAACCGUGACUGGAGCAUUAACAACUACUCCUUCAAGGCCCACCUUGACACUAAGGACGCCCUGCUCUGCCAAGGUGUCGUUGUCUGGAACAACGAGGACUGCACCGGCAAGCCCGUGCACUUCCUUCCCUUCGACCACUCUCCCAUCGCCGAGGGCCAAUGUCUCCCCGACCACCUGGACCCUGGCUACGUUUCCUUCAAGCUUGCUUGCGACGGUUUCCCCUUUGACGCAUAA